AGAGAGAGAGAGAGAGAGAGAGAGUCAACCUAAUUAGCGUCUCACUAUCAGCUUACCGCAUUUCCUCUACAAUCUAAAGUUAUCACCAGUGUUUUUUUUUUCCCUAAUUAUAAUUAUCUCCCUAAUUACCAUUUCCCUCGUCCCCCCUUUUUUUACACUUACCAUAUCUUAAUGGUUCCAGAUAAAACAUAAUUAGCCAGACGACGGGACUGGCAUCAGGAGGGCGAUAAAGGCAGUGCCUCUGUUGACACUGUUCGCGUGACAGGUCAUUGCAAGAUAGCAUGCAGCUGCUUGGCUGGACGUGGACGUGCCUUUGCGUGGCCGCGUCGGUGGCGCUGCUCCCGACGGCCGAAGCGACGCGGGUGCAGUUGCGCGGCGGGGGGUAUGAGGGCGUGGUCGUCGCCAUUUCGCCGGAAGUUCCCGAGUCGCAGAAGCUCGUCGAAGCCAUCAAACACAAGAUUAAGGACGCUUCUGGACUCCUCUUCAACGCCUCCAGGAAAACCGUCUUCUUUAAGAAAGUGACCAUCCUGCUCCCGGGGACUUGGGAAGACACGAAUCCCGACUCUUACAACGGGAAUAUCUCCUACGAGGAGAGCGACAUCCGCGUUGCUCCUGCCAGCCACGUCUAUGGCCACCAGCCCUACACUGAACAGCCGGGAGGUUGCGGCAGACCAGGGAAAUUUUCUCACUUUACGCCGGAAUUUCUUACUGACGAGAAUCUCAGCUACGUGUGGGGGCCGCCUGAGAGGCUGAUGGUGUUCGAGUGGGCCAAGCUGCGCUGGGGUGUGUACGAGGAGAUUGGCUACCGAGGCGACGAUCAGUUUCCGCCGAAUUACCCACGAUACUUUGACGGAGAAGACGACCAGGACGGCGACGGCGAAAGAGAAGAAGACGACGACGGCGAAAGAGAAGAGGACGACGGCGACGACGACGGCGAAAGAGAAGAGGACGACGGCGACGAUGACGGAGAAAGAGAAAACAGCGCUAGAGGAAAAAACAUUUACAGGGUCAAAGAAGUGAGGAAGAAUCCGGCGGGGAAGAUGGCCAGGGGGAAGAGGGAGGCCCCAGCGGAGAGGGAGGCCCGUCUGACUGCCAACCUCUGCGUCGUUGGCAAUCUCGAAGGACGAUAUGUAGAUUCCCAGACGGGCGAGAGCUGCAGCCGGCGGGAGGAAAAGUGCGACUUCCUAGUGAAGGAAUUUCGGGCGAAUCUGUGGUCGGUGUCCCUUGACGAGGACGCGAGGCGAGGCAGAGACGUCGCUUUCUGUGACGACGAAGAAAAGUGCGACUUCCUAGUGAAGGAAUUUCGAGCGAAUCUGUGGCCGGUGUCCCUUGACGAGGACGCGAGGCGAGGCAGAGACGUCGCUUUCUGUGACGACGAAGAAGACUCCACGUACCGCCACAACAACCAGGCGCCCAACAAGCACAACCUCCGCUGCAAAGGCGAGUCCUGGUGGGCCGUCAUGAGGAGGCAUCCGGACUUCAAGGACACUCCCUCCAGCCAAAACGCGCCCGAGGAGACGCAGUUCGAGGUGAUACAGCUCGUCGACGCCAGGGUAGUCAUGGUGCUUGACCUGACGCAGCCGGAGACCGCCAACGACAGCCUCGCCUUCGCCCGCCGCUGGCUCUACGAGGGCGCGGGGGCAGGGUCCUAUGUGGGCGUCUUGCUCAUCCUGCCGGGAGUCAAGAACGUAGUACAUGUCACAGAUAUGACUCGCAUUACUCUCUCGUCGCGCCUGGAGAUCUUAAACAGUCUGGAAGAGAAAGCCUAUUCCGCGAGGGACAAGGAGAGCUCGAAUCCGGCAGCCAGCGUCAGGAAGGGCGUGGAGGAGGCGUCGAAGAUGUUUAACAACACCGAUAUCAACGCUGCCAUCCUUUUGGUAAACAAUAAUGAGAUUCAGAAAAAAGAUCUCCUUGACUUUCCUGCCGAUUUGACCACACCUGUUUAUACAAUCUCCUCAGUAGCGUCGAGCGGCUUGAAAGAGUACGUGGAAAAAACGAAAGGUAAAUUCGUUGUCCUUGAAGGCCCUCUAGACGAAGGUAAACAGAAGGAACUCGUCGCCGAUGUGUCCAACUACGUUUCUCAGCCUGGUGGUCCUCGCAAUGAAGCUCCUAUUUCCUUCCAAAACGAGACGAUCUGGGGCAAGACGGAAGGCUCGAGCGUGCCGAUCGAUGGCAUACCAGGGACCUACAUCUUCCGCUUAAGCACUAACAACCCGAACCACGUGCUGGAGCCGCCGACAGUGGCUCUGCAGCAUUCUCCCGGCAAAGUAUACCAGGCCAAACAACAGGCUGGGUCGUCCUUGAACCAGUGGACAGUGGUUGUUGACGAUGCCAGCACAAAAGAACCUGGGGCAUGGGUCUGGCGAGUCAACACGACAGACGACGCAAACUCGUUCGUGAGACUGGAAACGCUUCUGGAACCCGAGGCGGACCAAGGACCCGUUGUGCAGGUGGAUUCCUGGAUCGAGCAAGUCUCGGGACCUGACGGCGUGGCUGGGACAUCUGACGAAGUUCUCCUGUACGCGAAGGUGAUGGAGGGUGAAAUGCCAGUCCUGGGCGCUGUCGUCGAAGCCUAUGUGAGCAGCGCCGAAAACAGCAGUAUUAAACAUCGUCUACAACUCUACGAUACCGGCAGUGGCGCCGAUUCACAGAAGGGGGACGGUCUGUACUCCUGCUCCGUCCCCCCCUUCGCGAAAGGCAACUACUCCAUCGAGGUCAAGGUAUCGAGCAACGACGGGACGAAGGUUCCACAAGCAUUCCCAAAAGGAGGCUCCCUGAGGCGGCCGAGACGAAUGUGCUGCGGAAGUUCAUUUCCUUCUUCGACCAAGACGCGUCCUGUGCCCUAUCUAAAUAGGGGUAGCCAUGCAGGGACAUUCACGAGCAAUUACAACCUCAGAGAAGACCGCAUUGCGCCCUUCCGCGUGACUGACCUCCGGAAGAAGGGGAUGGCACUGAUUGGCAACCGCGUGUGCGUGCAACUGGCGUGGACGGCGACCGGCGAUGACCGCGACUUCGGCCAAGCCUCCCGUUACACCGUCCGGGGCAGUCCGAGCCGAGGAUCAGUGCAAGCCGAGACGUGCGCUGGCUCCUGCAAGAAGCUGACGCCGGUGUUCGAAGCCGGGGCCGCGUCGCCGCCAGCGGGCCAGAGGAUGACUGCCCGCGUCUUCCUUCCGAACGACGGCCACGCCCAUUUCUUCUUCGCCGUCAUCGCUCAGGACGAGGUCGGCAACGCCAGCCCGCUCUCGAACGUGGUGGCCGUGGAGGUGCGGGGCAGCCUGUUCCAGGAGUGGCGGCUGUGGGCGCAAAUCCUCCAGUGGCUCUUGAUCGGCGUGUUGGCAGCGGUCGGGCUCGCCAUUCCGUUGCUCCUGGCCUGUGACCGACGCCAACGCAGGUUCCUUUGGCUGGACGAAAUUCCACUCCGCAAACUGUGAGCCGCUGCACGGGAGCCAGACUUAUAAACUACCAAUAAAAGCGAAUGCAAGAGAGGUGUGGAGGAAAGGACCAAUUCCUGAAGGGGACGUGGUAGUUAAAAGGUUAAGAACCAUUGGGCUAGUGUCUGGAGUCCCGCCAGCGGCCGGAUCUGACUCACGCUGGCCGGAGAGAAGAGAUCAGCGCGAGCCGACUGCCCAAAACAGCUGAUCUAGUGCGAAGUGAUUAAGGUCGUGUGUGAUAGAUAUAACAAUGAACGAGGAUGAUUUCUACGGUAAUGUGACUGCAGAUAAAGGUUAUACUACAUUAGCAGUUACAUAGUUCAUAAGAAAAUGAUAACAGCAUGAUAACAAAGUUUCUAGAUUUAUAGUAUGAAGGUUUCCGCCAUGGGCAAUUAAGUCAGACAAAAAAGAGAAGAAUAUCAGGUAUUAUUGCAAAAAGAUGCAACCAUCCUAACCUUAAAAGAAUCCUUACGAUCUUCAAUGAGUUUUAAUCACAAUCGAAGAACAGGUGAGAUGUUUUGUUUCGAUGAUAAGAAAAAAAAUAAAACUGACAUUCUCCCUGAUGGAGAACAUUUCUGGAAUAUAUAUUUGAUAUACCUGCAUACACACACUCACACUCAUAAUAUAAUCUCUCUCUCUCUCUCUCUCUCUCUCUCUCUCUCUCUCUCUCUCUC
This is a messenger RNA of Penaeus indicus, 4105 nucleotides long. RefSeq names its product calcium-activated chloride channel regulator 3A-1-like. Lineage: Eukaryota; Metazoa; Arthropoda; Malacostraca; Decapoda; Penaeidae. The record is from RefSeq and is a predicted model, not a curated record. Bases 282 to 3431 code for a protein of 1049 amino acids. The transcript is spliced from 22 exons.